This is a messenger RNA of Prorocentrum cordatum, 984 nucleotides long. The record is from the annotation of a GenBank genome assembly. Lineage: Eukaryota; Dinophyceae; Prorocentrales; Prorocentraceae.
CGACGACGACGUGAUCGGGGGUUCCGAGGACGACUUCAAGGACAAGCGCUCUGAGGGCCUGGCCCUGCUUCAGGUUGGGGCGUUCAGCAAGGGCACCGAGGACGGCAUCGACGACGACGUGAUCGGGGGCUCCGAGGACGACUUCGCGCCGGAGGGCAAGGACAAGCGCUCUGAGGGCCUGGCCCUGCUUCAGGUUGGGGCGUUCAGCAAGGGCACCGAGGGCGACAUCGACGACGACGUGAUCGGGGGCUCCGAGGACGACUUCGCGCCAGAGGAGGGCAAGGACAAGCGCUCUGAGGGCCUGGCCCUGCUUCAGGUUUGGGCGUUCAGCAAGGGCACCGAGGGCGACAUCGACGACGACGUGAUCGGGGGUUCCGAGGACGACUUCGCGCCGGAGGAGGGCAAGGACAAGCGCUCUGAGGGCAUGGCCCUGCUUCAGGUUGGGGCGUUCAGCAAGGGCAGCGAGGACGAUAACGACGACGACCUGAUCGGGGGCUCCGAGGACGACUUCGCGCUGGAGGGCCAGGACAAGCGCUCUGAGGGCCUGGCCCUCCUUCAGGUUGGGGCGUUCAGCAAGGGCACCGAGGACGAUAACGACGACGACGACGUGAUCGGGGGCUCCGAGGACGAUUUCGCGCCAGAGUAGGGUAGCGAGUAUACUAGCUUGUAAGACGGUAAACUAAGGCAGACUGAUCACUCCAGAACUGAUCACUCUUUUGCCGUGCGGCAUAUUCCUGCUCGAGUAGUUGUGUAGCUUUGCCGCCCAGGGCAGCAGCAUCUUUCACGCAGCAAUUCCCAGCGGGCUGCAGCCCAAGGUAGCAGCUCAUGUACAGCGCUGGCCGUUGCAUAAGAAGGGAGGAGCUCCGCGGCAGGCAGUAUCACAGCAUCGCCCCGUUGGGGGGCGUCGUGGGAACCUCUUGGAGCCUUUGGGGGGCAUCUGGGCCGUUGGGGAGCCUGCGUGGAACGCCUUGGGAGCGUGGUGGG